GUAACGUGAAGUGCAGCCUCUUGCACGGAAGUUCUUGUUCAAAUAAACCUCGGUUGCUCCUAGAAAUAUACAAGCCCUAGAAAAAUAAACCUCAGUUGCGAAUUAUAGAUAGACUCAUUUAACGCACUUUGAAGAGUUGAAUGACAAUCUCCUCCGUUUCUACUUUUUCACAUUCAUGCGGAAGAGUAGCGACGUUCUUGGAGAGGCCACCAGGGGUGCAGACCCUCUCAAGCAAGUCCGGGAGGAGUCCCUGCACCGCGCAAACCGCUCUCAUUGGCUGCCCCGCUGAAACCAAUGGUGCCGUAGCUCAGCGUGGUUAUCAUUUCCUGCUCAUGACCCGUUGCUGCUAUAAAAGACGCACCGACGAGGGCAGAUCUGUUAGCGGCGCGUCUCAACUGCCUGAACAUGUCUCCACUCUUCGCCGUCUUCCUGCUGGGGUGUGCCAGCAUGGCAGCGUCUCAAGUCCCAGGCGGUUGGAACGUGAAGGACCCUCUGUCCGACAGCCUGUACUUGGAACUGGCUCAUUUAGCUGUCUCUUCUCAAGUGGAAGGCAAACAGUACUACGACACUGUCGUUGAGCUCCUCGAAGUUCAAACUCAGGUUGUCGCUGGAUCCAACUACAGACUGAAGCUGGUGGCGGCGCCAUCCACUUGCGAAGUUGGAGUGCACCAGUACAGCAGAGAACGUUGUACUCCACAAAGCGACGCGCCUACUAAAGUCUGUGUUGCAGAGUUCUACCACGGCUUCUCGGGUGAACCUUCCCUCACUUCUUAUUCAUGUGAGGCCUAAGAAGAGAAUAAGGCGUUACUCGUCGUGUCAUUAGUAGUAUUAAAACUUGUUCAGUUACUGAUA
This is a messenger RNA of Ornithodoros turicata, 852 nucleotides long. Its product is annotated as cystatin-2-like. Gene Ontology annotation, cellular component: vesicle; cytoplasm. The transcript has 3 exons. The coding region runs from base 406 to 789 and encodes 127 amino acids. NCBI's taxonomy places the organism in Eukaryota, Metazoa, Arthropoda, Arachnida, Ixodida, Argasidae. Gene Ontology annotation, molecular function: cysteine-type endopeptidase inhibitor activity. The record is from RefSeq and is a predicted model, not a curated record.